Molecule: messenger RNA, 831 nt
Organism: Polistes dominula (European paper wasp)
Lineage: Eukaryota; Metazoa; Arthropoda; Insecta; Hymenoptera; Vespidae
Source: RefSeq, a predicted model, not a curated record
AUGAAGGUAUAUUCUGGACGAGAUACUAGCGGAAGAAGGCAAGUUGGUAUCGCCGAAAACGUCUGCAUUGAACUUGCAGAUAAACUACUAAAUGAGGGACGAACUGUGUUUGUCGACAACUUUUACACUAGUUACGAGUUAGUAGUCAAAUUUUUACAAUUCAAAACGCAUGUCGUUGGAACUGUACGGCACAACCAAAAAUUUAUGUCACGUUUUGUAAUGUCGUACCCAUUAAAGAAAGGUGAAAUGAUAGCACGAGAAGAUGACAACGAUAUUGCGGUGCUAAAAUCGAGAGAUGUUCGCCAUGUUAGGAUGUUAUCAACAAAGCAUGUACCUAUCAUGAGUUCAAGCUCGGAUUCUACUCACCGCGGUCGUCCUCCGAAACAGAAACCUCUGGCGAUACUGGCAUAUAAUAAAAGGGAAAUUGGCAUUGACAGAAGUGAUCAGUUGGUGUCAUAUGCCACAACGAUACACAAAGGAACAAGUAUAGUAAAUGCUCACAUCGUGUAUCAGAGAACCACAAAUAAAAAAAUAAAAAUUAGAAAAUUUCGGGAACUUCUCGUUACCGAAUUGUUAUUCUCGGAAAAUGCUGUGCUUGACAAUAAUAGAAAUAAAAUGUUGAGGAACGUUUUCCACUGUUUAGACAUUCGUAAGAAUCAGCAGGGCAACACUAUAAGAAGAGCGAGCACCCUAUGUUACAAAAAGAAGAGGCGAAUUACUGAGCGCCAAAAAGCGAGAAAAAAUCUAAAAAGAACCAUAACAUAUUGUUCCAAUUGUCCAAAAUCAUCUCAAAUGWGUUUAGAGUGUYUUCACGAAAAACAUGCGACAUAG